CCAAUUACGUCUUUCAGCGUCAAGUUACCAUGGUAACUCAAGAAUAGCCAACAUGCGACAAUUAGCUCUUAGCUUUUAAAUGCUACAAUACACUCUGUUGGACACAUUUCUUUUUUCCACACAUCGUGGAAAAAAGGUCACUGCACUUCAGAUUUUCACAAUUGAACACGUCUGUUGUACAGCACAAAAUGACGACCGUUACAUCAGUGGGUGGUGACGUUGAAUCUGUAACUGUGAGAAGAACAGAGUAUGCAGAUGCUCAGGAAAUCAACAAUCUUAUCAGUCCUGCAACUACUGCUGUUUUUGGAAAUGUCAAUGUUAUAUAUCUGCUAGAAAAGGCAAACUUGGCAGUAACCGUAACCACAAACAAGAAUGAAGUUCUUGCGCAUGCUGCCUUUCUGGACUACCCUAUGGGAGACUUAGUGGAUCAGGCUGAAUGGGAGUCAUUUCUGCACCAGCACUACAAUAUUGAAAAAUGCACACCCAUGAACACACUGUUUCUGCACCUCUUUGUUGCGCAAUCCAACUUCUCAUCUGGCAGUGCUAAAGAGAUUGUCAGGACUGUCUUUAAUGCCAUCACAGAGCUUCAAUACAUCCUCCUGGUUGUACAAAACAAAGUCCGUAUUGGUAACUUAGAGCCAGCACUGGUGGAAAUCUUCGAGCCACUGAAGCCUGUGAAACAAACAGAGUUCCCCGGCUCUGCUUUUGUAUGCCACAGACACCACUCCUGUCCUCAGCUCCACGUCCGCAGAGCAAGGGUGGAGGAUCACGAUGACCUCAUCCAAAUAUUCACGGAGCAGACGAAGGCUCUCUCCAGCACCUACGGCAGCUACUUCCUGGCUGAACUCAUCGAGGCUCAGGAUGAGGAGAACCAGGCAGCUGUCUGUGAGAGUGAUGGAACUGCGGUUGGAUUUAUCAGUGUGAGUGGGGACAUAAAUAUAACCAUGCUCAACCAAUGCUUUGAACUUGGACCCUUCAAUGGGCUGCGCAAGACAAAGGCAGAGAUCCCCACAGCUGAACCCCUUCCGCAGUCUGACCCCCCAUUGUCCACCCCCUCAAAGGACGUCACUGGAGCACAAAAGACAAACAAGGAGGCAGGGGCAGAGCUCGAGUUGGAUCCUCCGAAUGCAUUCCGCGUCCAGCUCUUUGUCAUCGACAAAAGAUUUGAGAUGAGGUCUGUAGACUUCCUGCCUUAUGUCUUCAAACAAUUCCCUACGAGGGACUUCUGCAUCAUCUCGGUGCCCAAGCUGGCCCCAGAGUUCCCGCUGCUGCAGUCCUUCUUGCGUGUGGUCCCUCACCACACCAGCAGCCUGCCCCAGGAGCUGUACAUCUUCCACAGGGCCGGCCUGCUCAAGACGUUUGACGUGAGAGUGGCUGUGUCCACCGACAUGCCUGCUGUCCAAGACCUGGUAAAGCAGCUCAGUCUGCACGAGUCCCUCCUGAAGGACCUGGACUUCUUCUUCAAGGCCCGUCAAGACCCGGAUGGAACCCCUUUGCAAGCAUGUGUAGCUGUGGUUCAGAGGCAAAUUGUUGGAGUAAUGAUCAUCAGAAAUGAACAGGACAUAGAGUACAUCAGAGCGAACUACAACAUUGAGAACUUCGUCUACUUCAGCUAUCACAGGCAGGAGGAGCACGGCCAGCUGUGCCACUUGGCUCUCAACCCCACCUUCCAGCACCACGCCAAGCACUUCCUCAAGGAGGCGCUGCGCCUCACCCACAAGACCUGCCUCUACUACCCCAUCUACCCUCCACUCCACAAGCAGGAGAAAUCCUGUGCCCACUACCUCACCGCGGCGCUGAACUACAUGGUGCCCGUCCGCCCGCGCCGGCAGAUCAUCUUCCCUCUGGAGGAGCUUGGCAUGAACGCGCCAUCGCAGCUGAUCACCAAUGAGCAGCAACCGUAUGCACUCAACCAUUUCAAUCGGAAGCUGACCAUGGAGCCAAAAGUCACCAUCAAUGCCAGGAUAGUGGUUGUGGGAGCGUCGGACACAGGCCUGUCCUUCCUGGAGGUGUUCAUCUUUUGCCCUCAUCUCAGGUUCAACAACAUCACUUUGAUCUCCACUCACGGCAGCCCAGCCAGUCACAGCAAUGAGGCCACCAGGUUCCUGGGUACAAGCCAUGGCUACACGGCCAGGGCCCAUGCCCAGCUAUCUUUGCGCUCCUGGAUAAACGUUGUGACGGGUAAGAUGAUCGGCAUCGACCGGGCGUCCAAACACGUACUGGUGACAGGCGGCAGGAGAGUGCCUUACGACCAUCUCAUCCUCUGCACUGGAGAACAGUACCAGGUCCCCUGUCCAACUGGAGUGGACAUCAGUAGGCUGGCCUCCAGUGCUGGCAUCAUCCCUCUCCAGCCAAGGCAGACCUACACAGGGGCCGUGCCCUCCAACCUCUUCACCCUCAACGAUGAGCUCGACUGCCAGGCUGCCUACAGCUGGCUGGUCAACAACUUCAUAGAGCAACGUCAUGUCAACUUCACAGAGCAGCAAAGCAUGUCCACCUCCAAUACCUCCUAUCCUCUAGGGGACACUGUGGUGUAUGGCAACAGCAUUGAUGUGUACAGCUGUGUGGAAGCCCUGAUGGGCAUGGGGGUAUGUGGCUCCAGGAUCCACCUGGUCCACCCACCCACUGACAGUCCGGGCUCCUGCUUCGAUGACCCUACAGUGGCAGAAGCCGUGAUGAGGGCCUUGGGCAAGAGUGGCAUCCACAUUCACCACAACUGCUUAUUGGCUCAGUGGAAUGAUGGACAACACCCUGACCCUAUCACGUCAGUAUCCUUCACUACUGAUGGACCUCCCCUCCGACUGAAGUGUGCGGUUUUUCUGAACCUUUCCACCAAAGGCGUCGACUACGACGCCUUCAAAACCAUCAACGAUGCCUGCCUGGUGUACGACGGGCGGCUGGUCAUUGACACCACCUUCCACACCAACGACUCCACCAUCAGAGCCGCCGGCCCCAUGACCAAGUUCGCCCGCCGCUACCACGCAGACCAGUGGUCCCACGGGCACUUCAACUCGAAGGAAGUGGGCCAGGAGCUGGCCACCGUGCUCCUGCCCUUCUUCGACCCGACGCUGGAGUUCAUCAGCGAACCCCCCACUGACGUGGACCGCCUCAUACCCCUCUACAGCCAGGCCAAGAUCCAAGGUGCCAGACUGCCUGGAGGGUUCAGCUACCUGCAUGCCACAAGACCAGCUGUUUGGUUGAAGCCCCCUAGGGAUUCAGAUGGUAAGGACAUCAUCACUGGGAGUACAGAGACGGGCGACUACUUCCGGCUGCACCUUAACCAGCACGGCAUGGUGGACACCAUCACCUGUCUGUCCAUCAAGCCGCUGCCGCUGUCCAACUACCUGUGUCUGUACGGCAAACAUGAGCAGCUGCUCAACCACCUGUGCUCGCGCUACGAUGAAGGCCUGGUUCAUGACCUCUACAGCUACUUCCGGGAGAGAUGGUGCCCGGCAAUUUAUCACGACCGCUUCCCUGAUUUCGAGGAGGAUAUGCACCAGAUCAUGGAAUCCACUAACAUACAGUUCCAGGGCAACGCCGUGUCUAUGCCUGAACUCAUUCAGAGACUGGUGGAGGGUAAAGUGGAAGUCACAGAGGACCCAGAGCUGUUCCUCGGGAAGAGUUUUCAAAACAGCGAGGGAUUAACCUCCUUGAAGAAGAGCGCCCUCAAUUACCUUAAGUACAACAGAUACCAUCUGACCAUGUAUGCACAGGCAGGAUUACCCUGAGUGCACCACAUUUCACAGUUUCCUGCCGUGUGUCUCUGCACUAUUCUAAAUGCAAAACUCCUUUUUGUUGUGGUUUCACAGAGGCAUUGUCAUGGUUUCAUUUCUGAUUCUCAUUUAGUUUCAUGUUCUAAUAUGUUUUUUUUGUUGUUGUUGUUGUUGAACAAAACACACAUAAAUAAAAAAAAUACUUGUGCUGGCUCCUCACAAAAUUCGUCCACAUGCUGUCUGGAUGUAAAGUGUGGAUUGGAAGAAUCUGACAUCAUUACAGACAUACUAUAGAAAGUCAUUCUGCUGCCGAGGGAGGUGCACUUGCUGCCCUUUAGGAGUUCUGGCAGCUGUAUGUUAAUUGAGAACAAAUCUUCACCGCUCCUCUCGCGCAACAGCACACGCCGCUGAACAAACACCCGCACACGCGCGCCCUGACGCAUGAGCUCGGUCAGGCAUCUAUUUUGCCCAUUAACUUUUAUCUAUUAUCGCGCGGUAUGGGUAUUCUAACACGUCAAUUGACAUGGUUCAAUGAUAUUAAAUUGGGGAUCAGCCUUCUGUCUAAUUUAGUUUUACAAAAAGCGAUUUGUGUGAGUGGAAUAAUGAGCUGCCAUACACCUUAGAAAUAAUACAUUUUUACUACUUGCUUUAACAUUUUACUAAAGACAUUUUACGGGUUUUCUUGCGUAUUCAUUAAAACCAAUGAAUUUUGAACUCCAUAGUUAGUCCAGUAUUCCAUUGUUUGUUGAGUAUGCUUGCCAAGCAAAUACGGUUCGAUGAUAGUACAAAACAAAAAUUCCUGGAGGACAGUCUUAAUUCUUUGACAGUGUGCUAAUUUAACUUCGCCCCGCAGCAGCUUUAUGCUAAUGAGCAGAACAGUGGGCCCCGCAGCUUGAUGCGGGGCUUUCGCGUGCCUGGAAAAUAAUCAUUCCUACAGACAAGUGGAUGUGUCAAAAUGAGCUUGGGGCACUUAGUAUAGAAAGACAACAUGGAAUGAUUAGAGUUUGAAUCAUUUCCAAAUGUUGGAAUUGUUUGUAAUACUUUUACCUUUUGUAGAAUUCGCUAGGAAUUAAUUUAGUGACAUAUAUCUUCUUAAAACGAUUAAGCCGUGAAAUUAAUUUGAUGUUAUCUAAUUUACAAACUACCCACGGGGUCUGAUUACCAGAUACUAGCCUAUAUCAUAUAUUGUACAACAUUUGAAACCCUGUUUGGACAUGUUCUGUUUACAACCGAAUUAAUGAUCCACAUGACAGGGUCCAGUCAAACCACAAUCACUGAGGCAUUAAAACAAUCAUAAUCACUUCUUAGACGUGGAUUUUAGGUAGGAGAAGAGUGAUUUGGCCGAGAGACAGUGCAUUUAUAACCCCGCGGUAAUCGUUCUUUGCCCCAUUUGAAGAUCUUUGUCCAACUGAUUACGCCUCACGCUUCUCCCUCUCUCUCUCUCGACCAGAUUGCUUGUGAGCCCUAUUUUACCGUGCAAUUUCCUUUUCACCCGCAUACGGGGUGCAGACUGCACAAGCGUGGCUUUUGUGAUGCAAAGCAGGGGACCCCCUCUUUUAUUAAUUAUGUAUGCGUAAGAUGACUGAUUCAUAUGUCCGGAAUUCAACUGUCGUAUCAAACACAUGUCGCCAUUGGCGCUUUGUUCAAACGCAAGACAUUGCACAAUAAAUUAUACAUUUUAUCAGUGUUCGUACAAUGGGUGAAUAUGUUAUUUUUGUUUCAUGUGCUCAAUCUAUAUUCUUUACUUUAAGGAAAUAAGACAGAAUCUGAAGCACUCUUGGACGUUGUUGUCCACACGAUGCGCUGCUUUGUUGUCAUUUUCCGUUGAUGGGCAACCCCUCCCCUUUUUAAUUUGGGAUUCUGAUGGUCUGGUAGUGACGGCCAGAUCAGAGCCCCCCAAAGGAGCCACACAAAGCCGAGGCACGUGUGCAUUUGUAUAGAAACCCAUCAGACCGUAAAAAGAGGUGGGUCCCGGCGUGUGCCCUUGUCGGGAAGGAAGGGGCGCGGGCCGCAUUGUAAUAUAAUAAACCUCAGGUACAUCUGCUUAGCAAUCUGCAAAUCCUCCUACAUUUUCACCCGACACCAAGCCUUCAUACCCUCCCACUCACAAAUCCAUAGGGAUCUUAGUUCCAUCUGAUUGGCUGAGGAUGUGGCAACAAGGGGCGAGAACAAUGUCAUCAUUUCUCCUUAAAAAGAGUGCUGCUAUGCCUUACUGAUGAAAAGCAUUUCAUGAAAAGAACGUCGAGACGCGGAGACACCACAGAAAACCGAAAUAUCAUCGGUGUCCGCAAUCCUCCAGACUCGGGAUUUUUUUUUCUGUGACACCAUUCGUCUCUCGCAUCCCCUUUUUUCUAAAGUGCCUUCUGUUUAACCACCAAGAUGCCCAGAGGAUUUUUAG
Messenger RNA from Clupea harengus (Atlantic herring), 6111 nucleotides. It is a transcript of the gene cfap61, whose product is annotated as cilia and flagella associated protein 61. Lineage: Eukaryota; Metazoa; Chordata; Actinopteri; Clupeiformes; Clupeidae. The transcript is spliced from 25 exons. The coding region runs from base 189 to 3728 and encodes 1179 amino acids. The record is from RefSeq and is a predicted model, not a curated record.